GCAGCACCCAGAAGUGAACAGUAGGCGACCCGGAAGGUUUGAACUCCGACUGAGAGCAAGCAGAAAGAACAAUCUAACCCUUUAUAAAACAUUUCUUCUGUCCCAGGUUCAGGAUGGCUGAGCCUCGCUUUAACAAUCCAUAUUUCUGGCCUCCACCACCUACCAUGCCAGGCCAGCUGGAUAACCUAGUCUUGAUCAAUAAAAUCAAGGAGCAGCUGAUGGCAGAGAAGAUCAGACCGCCACAUCUGCCCCCUGCCUCAGUCCCCUCCCAGCAACCCUUGCUGGUUCCUCCCACCCAGACGGAAGGUGGCCAGCACGGGAUGCACAUUCCCAAAGCUCAGCAGAUGCAGGCUCUGCACACCCAUAGUCCAUCUCAGCCGGAUAUCGCCCUGCACGCCCGCCCCGCCUCCAGCUCGGUCGCAGGGCGCAUUCUGGGGGACGUAAACUUGAAUCUGGAUGAUAAGGCAGCUAUAAAAGCUAGAGGAUUGUGGGAAGACUGGCAUUUGCGUCAAAUCAUAGAACAACCCUCUAGAACAAACCACGUAUCAGGCGUGGCACUGGCAUCCAGAACAGGUAACCUCAACACCUCAGAUGUCAUCACCCCGACCACACCCACCUCAAGCAGCCAGAGUCGGCUGGGUGGAGCCCCCACGCCUCACCUCAUCUCAGGGUUAGCCAGCGGCCAUGGGAUGGAGCCACUAAAAAACACUGGGGGCUUGGCUGGACUCCUUGGGCCCCCUCCCAAGAUGGAACGUGGGCGUAAGAAGAUCAAGGCAGAGAACGGGACGUCUUCUCUUUUGGUGGUGCCCUACCCCAUCCUCGCCUCAGGCAACGACCAAUCCUGUGUCACCAUCACUGCCAAAGAGGGAAAAACUUACAGGUGUAAAGUUUGUCCCCUGACCUUCUUCUCCAAGUCAGACAUGCAGAUCCACUCUAAAACCCACACAGAGGCAAAGGCUCACAAGUGUCCCCACUGCACUAAGUCCUUUGCAAACGCGUCCUACCUGGCCCAGCACCUCCGCAUCCACCUGGGGGUCAAACCUUAUCAUUGCACCUACUGUGAGAAAUGCUUUCGCCAGCUCUCCCACCUGCAGCAGCACACCAGAAUCCACACGGGCGAUCGGCCCUAUAAAUGUGCCCAUCCAGGAUGUGAAAAGGCCUUCACGCAGCUAUCGAAUCUGCAGUCUCACCAGAGGCAGCACAACAAAGACAAGCCCUUCAAGUGUUCCAACUGUUACCGUGCCUACUCAGACUCGGCCUCGCUGCAGAUCCACCUGUCGGCCCACGCCAUCAAGAACGCCAAGGCCUACUGCUGCAGCAUGUGUGGCCGGGCGUACACCUCAGAGACCUACCUUAUGAAGCACAUGUCCAAACACACGAUGGUGGAGCACCUGGUGACCCACCACUCCCCACAGCACAGGACAGAGUCCCCCUCCAUCCCUAUACGGAUCUCCCUCAUCUGAGCCUCUCCUCAGCCGCUCUGCCGUCAGAGACUGUCUCUCCUCCACCGGCUCCUGCUCCCUCAUCAAAGGGUUCCAAAAAUGUGCCAGAUUGUAUUUGUAUCUUGUGAAGAGGUACUCUGUUAACGAGUAUAUCCUCCUUUCCUUUUCUUGCUGACCAGAUAGUAUUAUCGGGGACAUCCAAAGAUGAUCUUACAGCACUUUCAAGCCUAGAAAUGAUAGGCCAAAAAAGUUUUUUUUUUUUAAGUCUGACUUCAUAGAAAAAAAGGUAUCGCUCCAGGCAGCUACAUGAAAACUUUUCACGUUAAAAUGGAUUAUUUUGUCUUUUUAUAUGGUCCUUUUCUUUCUUUAACUCAAGUCUUUGCAAAAAAAAAAAAAAAAAAAAUUGCAUCAGAAACCUUGUCUUCCUUUAGCUAGGCCAAGUGACCAUAAAGGUGAACGCUUAUAUAAAGUGUAUUCAUGUGUCUUGUGCCACUUUUUUUUAUUUUACAUCAGUGUUUGCAAGAUUUUGCUGAUCAAGUCUGUCUGAAUAUAACUCACGCGCAUAAUUUCUGCGUCUGUUUUUUACUCCAUAGAUUUUCUUUUACAUAUAUAUUUUUUUAGUGUUAUGAAAAACACUCAAGAACAUCGUUAGGAGUCCAAAUUUUGAUCUGGACACAUUUGAAAAGUGUUUGGGCUCACUUUUAAUCGUAAGCACUGCCAUGUAGUGUCAAUGAAAGACUCCAGCUUAUUGGUUUGGCACUCACACACAUUUAAAGAUUAAAGUAAAAAGGUGUUGAGGGUGAGAGCAUCUUCUUUUCCUUUAAGUGCUACCAAGAAUUGUAUGAUUUAUUUUGUUUGUUUUUGUAUUGUGAUUUUUUAAAAAAAAAUAUCUUUAUAUGCAGGUCAAGACUCCCUGAGAAUGUAAUUUUUUUUAAAUAAUGUUUUUCCUUUCCAAAUUAACCACAAUAUUUAUGUUAACUGUUAUUAUUACAUUGAAUGAUGCACUUAAUGUACUUUUGCCCACUUUAUAUUUAAUUGGGUUCGCCAA
This is a messenger RNA of Myripristis murdjan (pinecone soldierfish), 2490 nucleotides long. RefSeq names its product zinc finger protein 362a (gene znf362a). The transcript has 9 exons. Lineage: Eukaryota; Metazoa; Chordata; Actinopteri; Holocentriformes; Holocentridae. Gene Ontology annotation, biological process: regulation of gene expression. The coding region runs from base 114 to 1463 and encodes 449 amino acids. Gene Ontology annotation, cellular component: nucleus. The record is from RefSeq and is a predicted model, not a curated record.